Molecule: messenger RNA, 531 nt
Organism: Salvia hispanica
Lineage: Eukaryota; Viridiplantae; Streptophyta; Magnoliopsida; Lamiales; Lamiaceae
Product: sm-like protein LSM3A
Biological process (GO): mRNA splicing, via spliceosome
Molecular function (GO): RNA binding
Source: RefSeq, a predicted model, not a curated record
CCACGAAAGGGGAAAAAGAAAAAAAAGUAGCAGUAAAAUUUGAAAAACAAAGCAGAAAGAUGGGGAGCGAAGAGGAGAGCGCCGUGAAGGAGCCUUUGGACCUCAUUCGUCUCAGCCUCGACGAGCGCAUCUACGUCAAGCUCCGCCACGACCGUGAGCUUCGUGGAAGGCUCCAUGCUUAUGACCAGCAUUUGAACAUGAUUCUGGGUGAUGUUGAAGAGAUUGUUACCACAGUGGAGAUUGAUGAUGAAACAUAUGAGGAAAUUGUCAGGACCACAAGACGUACAGUACCGUUCUUAUUUGUGAGAGGAGAUGGUGUCAUUUUGGUCUCACCUCCACUUAGAACAGCUUGACAUCGAAGAUACAAAAGGUUUCCAUGCCGUUAAUUUUUGCACUUCAACAAAUUGGGUGGUUUCCAUGCUUUUCAUCAUUUUGGGUCCAUUUCUGUUUCUCAUUUUUAACUGAGAAACAUGAUUGGAGGGUAGGAUUGUAAACAAACUCGUUGGAUAUAAAAUUAUUAUGUUUAUUUAA